Molecule: messenger RNA, 574 nt
Organism: Chrysoperla carnea
Lineage: Eukaryota; Metazoa; Arthropoda; Insecta; Neuroptera; Chrysopidae
Gene: drm
Product: protein drumstick
Exons: 3
Coding region: 75-320 (81 amino acids)
Biological process (GO): embryonic hindgut morphogenesis; embryo development; regulation of transcription by RNA polymerase II
Cellular component (GO): nucleus
Molecular function (GO): RNA polymerase II transcription regulatory region sequence-specific DNA binding; DNA-binding transcription factor activity, RNA polymerase II-specific
Source: RefSeq, a predicted model, not a curated record
UUUUUUGGAUUUGUAAUUAAUUAUUACAAAAUUUUUACGCUACGUGAUAAAAUUGUGUUAAAAUCAAAUAAAUCAUGUUUGCUAUAAUGCAAAUUGAAAACGAAGAUCGUGGUAGGGAGUUCAGACGUAAAAUGCGUGCCAAAUGUGAAUUUAUUUGUAAAUAUUGUCAACGACGUUUUACAAAACCAUAUAAUUUAAUGAUACAUGAACGUACACAUAAAUCACCAGAUAUUACAUUUACAUGUGAAGUUUGUGGUAAAUCAUUUAAACGACAGGAUAAUUUAAAACAACACAGAUGUAGUCAGUGUAUUUGGCGGUGAAGGGGGCCGGACGCUGUCUACGAAAAAAAACAUAUACACGCUCUAAUAACAGUGUCUAUACAUAGUAAUCCACAUCACGUUGUUUACAAUCCAUUUUCCAGAUAUUAAAAAUAUUAUCAAGAUUUUUUUUAUAAAAUAAUAGCUAAGUUAAAAUGCCUAUAUUUAAAUAGAGAAAAAAAAGUAUUAUUUCUUUAGCUUUGUUCAGAAUUAUAUAAUUUAAUUAUUAUUAGUAGCUUAAUAUUCAAGAGUGUACA